AUGAGGUGGUAUAACGAUUUACCACCAGAGCUGCACCACAACAUCUAUGAGCGAUUGCCAAGCAAGAAGCUCCUUGAGAUGUUGGGAAUGUCCAGGCGUUACCGCGACAUAGCGGAGAAGGUCCUCUACAAGGAGCUCGUCUUCGAUCGAGAUCAUUAUUCUCGGAUUGGACGCCUUUUCCUCACCGUCGUCGGCCAACCGAAGCUAGCAAAAUUGAUCAGAAGCCUCACGAUCACAUACGAACCUGGCCAUCGCGUGGACAGCCUUGCCAAUGAUGCCUAUUACAAACGCUUCUGGAACGACAUCACCACUGUGAGAGACACGAUCGAAAACCUUAGCAAGGAUAUGGACAAUGAGUUUAUGCUGCGCUGGUUCGGUAGCGUCUACGCUGGUCAAGGCUUGCUAUACGGCACAGUACCUGUCUUCCCGUGGAUGGAAUCUUUGAGUAUAGAACCCGAACUAUGUUCGACCCUACGGGUCUUGGAGAUCAGCAAAGUUGAUGUUAGUCCAGCCGCCUUCGAACAGCUGCUUUCUUUACCAGAACUCAGUAAUGUCAAAGAGCUGAAGAUCAGCAAAGUGUUUGUUGGCUACGAGAGUUCAUGGCCCAAGGACUACGAUCUCCGACGCAUUAUCCAAGUUAUUGAAGGUCAUCUACUCAACCUAGAGGUUCUACACUGGUUUCAGCACGACUGGGAGAAAGAAAAUACUUCCACGAGAACUUUCGGCAGCUUCAAGGGUCUUUCCAAACUGCGAGAACUGAAGAUAGACGCCCAACUACUGGCAACUCAUGAUCAUAUUUACGAUCCAGAUGCAGAGGUGUUGGCUCUUACCCGCCCUGCUGAGUACCUACCCGACAGUCUUGAAGCUCUACACGUCUUGUGUUUGACCGCACAUGAUGCACGAAUCGACUUGGCUCUUCAGCUAGCACGUACAAUGAACCUUCGGAGUCUUGAGCUGUCGCUUAACUUGGAGGACUGGUAUACUUAUUGGCGUCGUGUCGCCGAUGAAGGCGCUCACGAGUUACGCAAGAGCAGGAGAAAGUUCUUUCGCGACACUGUGGCGGAUAUGACUGCAUCAGGCAUAAAAAUGCGUGUCUGGCGACAGGAGGGCAUGUGCCCAGAGAAGAUUCUCUUUGCUCCAGGAUAUCAGCGGCCAUGGCCCAUAUGGGUCGACGCUGAGAAAAGAUGCUGGAGUUACCGAGUUCUCGCUGCAUGGGGGGCGAAGCAGUAUAAGAGCCAUCUUUCGAAGUCAUAUAUCGCCCUUCGAGAUGAUGAUGAUGAUGAUGAAUGGCAAGACUAUGGGGGCGAUAGCAGUAACCAGGGAGACAGCGAUGUUGACGAGAGCGGGAACAUUGCAGGCUAG
Alternaria ventricosa is the source of this 1362-nucleotide messenger RNA. RefSeq lists its product as uncharacterized. The record is from RefSeq and is a predicted model, not a curated record. The coding region runs from base 1 to 1362 and encodes 453 amino acids. Lineage: Eukaryota; Fungi; Ascomycota; Dothideomycetes; Pleosporales; Pleosporaceae. The transcript has 3 exons. Gene Ontology annotation, molecular function: protein binding.